Messenger RNA from Volvox carteri f. nagariensis, 3354 nucleotides. RefSeq lists its product as uncharacterized. The coding region runs from base 1 to 3354 and encodes 1117 amino acids. NCBI's taxonomy places the organism in Eukaryota, Viridiplantae, Chlorophyta, Chlorophyceae, Chlamydomonadales, Volvocaceae. The record is from RefSeq and is a predicted model, not a curated record. The transcript has 20 exons.
AUGACUGCGGCUCGAGAGCGCAUCAGCAACAGCGCAGCCGCCUCAAGGGAGCCCUCGAGUAAAUCGCUGCUGGCGGCACCACUGCCGCCAGGCGGCGGCAGCCGACCUCUUAGUCGGGCUCCCGCCGCCGCCGCCGCUGCCGCCAGCAGCAGUGACGACCAGCACACACGAGCAGUGCUGGUGCGCGCCAGUACCAGACUGCUGGCGAGUGGUCUCGUAGCUGCCGCCAGCUUCCGUCGUCAAGGUACGACAGAGGCGCCGGCGGCGGACCCGCUGGAGUUCAACAACGUACCGAUUUGGGAGGACCGACUACGAUCGAGCACGCGAGCCCGGACCCCAAGAUGGGGAGCGGCGCUGGCUAGCAGCAGCGGCGGCGGCCGCCGCCUGGCGGCAGUGGCAGCGGCAGCAAGGGCGGCUGCGGCGGCUGCCGCCGCCGCCGCCGCUGUCUCCGCCGCUGACCCUGACGAUGGCGCCCGGGACAUUGUCAUGGCGGACGCCUUCGGCAGCGGACGAAAGGCUCGGAUGGCUGAUGUGGCAGAUGAGGUGCAGCAGCUGGAUGCCGCCGCUGGAUGGAUAGAGCCAGACGUUGCCAGAGCCCUGCCGACCUGGCAAGGUCGCGCCCUAAGAACCGUAAACCCUUUACCUGUGAUGCUGGUUGUAUUUCAGGAGGGAGUUGGAAGGGCAAGGAGAGCCUCGCGGUCGCUGCCGCUAUUGGCGGCGGCAGCGGCCGGGGCGGUGGCGGCGGCAGCAGCAUCGGCGAUGACGAUGAUUCUUUCUGGUCCCUCCCUGGAGCAGCCCCUCUCACGUCUGUUAACCCACACGCUGGUGCUGCUGGCGGCGAUGUUGGCGACACAUGUGAUCUGCUACAUCGUCCUGAUGGGCCUUAUCAACUCGCAGUACGCCCACGUUCACGAGAUCCACCGAGUGGCGCUAGCCUCGGAUCGUACCCAGGUCCCCCUGACCAGCCAUCUUCUGGACCUCAUGGAGGCGCUGAACGACCUGGAAAGCUACCACCACAACGUGUACUUGGGAACGGAUGUGGCCUCGGCCGGAGGAAAAAGCAGAGGGCAGACGCCACGGAAAAUAGACCAGGGUGGACUGUACGACAUGUGGACGAAAUCUGCAUUGCCGUACCAGGUCUACAUGGAUCUGGAGUCCCCGUCCUGGGUCAACCUAACCGCCGGCGUGUGGCAGUUGGGCAACCGCUUUGUUGCCACAUGCCGAGAGCUGUUGUACUGGGGCCAGAGGCUGGGGGGCAACAUCAGCCACAUCCGCUCGUUCCAGUUCGUACAAGCCAACGGCCCCUGGUCUCUGUUCCAGGCCUACACAGCCAGUUUGGAUUACCUGGCCCGAAUGGCGUGGGAGGAUGUGGCCGCCUUGCAACACAGCUUGCUGAUAAUCCUCCUAGUCGAGGCCAUCGCCAUACAGUUGUCCUGCAUCGUGUACGAAUGGUGGCUUGUACGGAAGGUGGAGAUGAGGCGUCGUGGGGCGCUGCUGGUGCCGCUUGGGCUGCCAGGGCCCGUGCUGCGAUUGUUGUCCAACCGGCCUUUAGUGGUGAUGGAGGACAGUGACGACGAGGCGGAGUCAGAGGAGGGCGCCGCGGGGCAUGCUGGGGACGGAGAUGGGAUGGGUCCAUACCGAAGGUCCUUAGAUGGGAACGCCGACGGCGCCAUCGCUGCCGACGCCGCCUCAACCGCCACAACUCAAGGCCACAUCCGCCGCUUUGCGGACGGCGGCGGUGCCGUACAUAGAACCCACCAUCGUGCGUCGAUCGAUUUCGCACCACUGCGCUCCGGUGCAUACCUUGGCACCGCCAGCGGUGGUGGCGGUAAGGUCUCCCUGGAGCGUCAUCUGCGGCUAACUGAGGCCGCAGAUGCGGCAUCUCAGCACCACCAUUAUGGCCGCAUGUCCGUCGAGGUACUAGGACCCCAUGGUAGCGGCGGCGGCGGCGCCGCCACCGGCGCUGUCGCCGAGUCCCCGACAGCAGCGGCGGCACCUGUACGGCAGGCACCCGAGGUAACCGUCGACCCACGGAACGCGGAGGUGGCUGCGCACCUUGAACAAACCCCGUUGCUGAAGGACCGUACGGACGAGGUAGGAUCGGAGCGCGCGGCGCCGGUACGUCAAUGCGUCAUGGUGCUUGGCGGCGCCGGCGGUGGUGGUUCUGUGAGCAGCAUCACCGUCGCCGCCGCCAGCGAUGGCGUCAGUGGCGGCGGCGGCCCCGGUCGCCGAAAUGCAGUGGCUGUCAUCAGCGAGUCCCACGGGUCGCAACUAGCGGUUAACGGAAAACAUCUAACCGCCAACUCCCGCAAUAUGCUGCGCUUUUUGGUUCCCCUGCUGCUUUGGGAGGUGGCGCUUGCGACCAUCGGAGGACUCAGCUACUAUUGGUUGGAAGGCAUGCAGGCCGGCAGUGUGUUUCAGAAGGCCGUCCCCGCCUCCACCUUCGAGAGCUCCUCCUUCGCGGGAAACUUCUUCACCGAGGAGAGGUGCUUUCGUUGGGACCAGAGCAAGUGCUACACACCGGACAGCCCCUACUACCAGCUCACGCACCAUGGCCUGGACUCCAUGAUGCGCCGGGUGGUAUCCGAACUGGAGCUGUUGGUGGCGGAUGAUGAUGCGGACGCCGUGUACAACGGUACGAGGUACAUGGUGGGCACGAAGGACUUGUACGAGGGGCUGCAGAGCAGCGCGCAGCUGUUCGUAGACUUCAUGAUCGGCAGGUACCAGAAUGUAAAGCUGCUGCAUACCCUCUUGCUGGUAGCUACUAUUGUACUGUUUGUGACGUACGCCCUGCUCGUCCUGCGGCCGUACUUGGCGGGGGUAGCCCAAGAGGCGCACCGCCUGGCGGGGCUGCUGAGCCACGUGCCCGCCGAUAUGGACGUCGCGACAUAUGCGCGGAACGUGAUGCGGGCGGCGGCACGUGCAAUGCAGGCCAACGGCGGCGGCGGCGGCGGCGGCGGCAGCGCUGCCGCCACUGCUGCCGCCACUGCUGCCGGCGACGGCGGCACAGCGCCGCCACCGCCGCCGCCACCGGGGUCCACCAUCGGAGGUCGAGUGGCGGCGGUAAAGGGGCAGGCAGCGGCGGCGGCCGAAGCGUGGCCGUGUAAGGCGCCCAAGGUCCCCGGUUGCCUCGAGGCCAUUAUCUUCUUCAACUCCGCCACGUCACUAUUUCUCCAUUUCCCACUGCCCGCCGCCUCCACUUCCGCUUUGCUGAUUCAGUCGGUAGGAGAGCUGGAGCCCAUCCGAGGACCCGUUUUCGUUCACACAGCCCGCUACCACCGAGCCGACACACGCUGUCCGCCGGAAAGGAGUCAGCAGCCGCAGGACAACCCCCACAGCAAGCAACAAUCGUAA